AUGUCAACUACCACCACAACGAGUGUGAAGGUGGUUCUGGAGAAUGACGCCAGCUAUAUCCCCCGUGGCAAUGUGGAUGCUCCUAUCAAAUUCUUUAGUGAACCUGAAGACGGAUCGGUACCAUACAACCUCAUGAAGGCUCACCUGCAGAGCCAUACAACGCCCAACUACCCCUUAAACCCCCACACAAUUUCCAUAAAUGACAUUCGCGACCAUGAAUCCGAAUACUUGCUCGAACAGGACGGCUUUCAGGCAGUAUCAAAUGUCACCUCGGCCGCAGACCCAGCCUUCACCGACGAAGAAAAUAUCAAGUCCGUCUGGUAUCCCGAAGUUGAAGCAUUUGUCCGCACCCUCCUACCCGAAGCCAAACGCGUAUUUGCAUUCAACCACAUCGUCCGCCGCUCUAAGCCUGGUUUCGACAACUUUCCGUUAACCAGUGCACAUGUAGACCAAACCGCUGUGUCCACUGAGAAUGCCAUACGGAUGUUCCUCCCAAACGAAGCAGACGAGCUUAUCAAGGGUCGAUACCGGGCACUUAACGUCUGGUGUCCGAUCAACGGGCCAGUCCAGGCGACUCCAUUGGCUAUCGCUGCACCGUCAUCGGUACCAGAAAAUGACCUCGUUCGCAUUGAGCUUCGAUAUCCAAACUAUUCCAGUGAAACCCAGAUGCUCAAGUACAACCCAGCACACAAGUGGUAUUAUUGGUCUGGCAUGACGAAUGAAGAUAGAUUGACAUUCAUGAUUAUGGAUAAUAAGGAAGAUGCAGUAACGAAGAGAGCGCCUCAUUCGGCAUUUGUUGACCCUCGGACUCCGCGUGGAGCAAGGGAGCGUGAUAGUAUUGAGACGAGGGUGUUCGUAUUUGGAUAG
Arthroderma uncinatum is the source of this 867-nucleotide messenger RNA. RefSeq lists its product as uncharacterized. NCBI's taxonomy places the organism in Eukaryota, Fungi, Ascomycota, Eurotiomycetes, Onygenales, Arthrodermataceae. Gene Ontology annotation, molecular function: oxidoreductase activity. The transcript has a single exon. The record is from RefSeq and is a predicted model, not a curated record. The coding region runs from base 1 to 867 and encodes 288 amino acids.